AUAAAAAUGAAAAAGUGGAUGACUCCUGAAGGUUCUAGGUUUGGUUUCUUACCAAGAAUCAACUUGUUACAUAAAGCUCAGAUGUGCUUUGGGGCAGCCCAGAGCAAGUUCAUGCCAUACCUGUUAAGAUUUCAGCAUGGUAUGACUGUAACCAAGACAAGCGCAAGACUUACCUGUAUUGAGAUGAAGAAGUUCUUCAGUGCAGCUGAAGCAAAGGCGGCUUUCCAAUUUUCACUAAUGAACGCUAAAGAGCUCAAUGACGAAGUUAUAAUGAGCCGUCUUCGAGCUAUAAACACUGACAAGCUUCAAUCAUUGUGUAGCCAAAAGCUUUCCUUCCUUAAAAGAUCAAAGAAGGAAGGAACCAAGGAAGAGGACUAAAUACGAUUUGACCCACUAGGCAGCCUGCUAACAAGCUGCUAGGAACAUAUUCAGUCGUAGUCUUCCUAAAAUUUUGCCUGCAGUUCUUGCGAUAUCUGAGUCAUUCACUGAAUUAUCGAAGUCUGGAGUAGACAAAUUCUACAUUCAGGCUGAAUUCAGCCGAUAAAAGUACCCACUUACGAUGAGAUUGCAUCUGAAUAGAGGUCCUUUCCUCUUGAUGUGGUUUCUCUCUUCCAAUGAUUAAUCCAAAAAGAUACAUGAGGGAGAUCCAGCAAAGUACAAUACUUUGCUCAUACAACAACACUCUUAGGGGUAAUUUGAUUCAAAUUCUCCAAAGAUGGGUACUUUAAAAAUUUGACUGAGAUUAUAACCAGGAGCAAGAUACAGGUGAAAGAUGCGAAAUAGGAAAAGAUGCGGCUGUGAUAUAAAUUUCUUUAACAACGAUUCUCAAAACUCAUUGUUUUCCCUCGAUUAUUCACUUUAUGUACCCCCAAUCUUUGGACAUA
This is a messenger RNA of Moneuplotes crassus, 884 nucleotides long. The record is from the annotation of a GenBank genome assembly. NCBI's taxonomy places the organism in Eukaryota, Ciliophora, Spirotrichea, Euplotida, Euplotidae.